GUCUUCGACAUAGAAACGUUUGAACAUUUUAUAAUUGAUUACGUUAUACUUUCAAGCUUUUCAGCUACUCGGUCCAAUCAAUCGGUCGGUCAGGUGCUCGGAGGAGGAAGGAUUCUGACACAUUCAUAUGAAAGGAGGAAAUAUCGUAUAAUGCUGACGAUCAAAUGGAGCCUUAUAUCGGAAGAAGAGAUAUAAUGGCAGAAGAAACAAUAGACGUCAUAUCUGUGGUAGACGUGUACGACCAAGCAGCUGGGAUUGGUAAAGAAUUCGAAAAAUUAAUCGAGGGAUAUGGCGUUGAAGCAGUGACAGAUUUGAUGCCCAAAGUCAUAAAAUCUUUAGAACAAUUAGAAACACUUGCUGCUCGAUAUGAAAAAGAGACUAAUGAAAUAUCGGAUUUGAAAUUUCUGAUAGAAAAACUGGAAAUAGAGAAGAAUGAAAAGCAGCAAGAAAGACUGCGAUAUGAAGAGGAGUUGGAAAAGAUUGAGGAGGAAUGGAGAAAGGAAACAAAGGAGUUACUGACCUCUGUGUCACGGCUGCAGGAAGAUAAUCGUCGAAUGAAGGAUGCACUUAACGACCAGAAACAGAGCAUGGCUCAUGAGGUUGCCCAGGUUACAAAAAUAACUGAAGAGAAAGAGAUAGAAGUGCUAAUAAAAUUAAAAGACACAGUUGACAAACAACGAGAAGAAUUAAGAAAAACAAAGCAGGAACUAAAAGAGAGGGCAGUUGAUUGUGAAGCACUGGAAUCACAACUGGAACAGAUAGUGAGAGUUAAUUCUGAAUUAAGAAGGAAGAACAAUACCCACAAAAAGCAAACAAAAAAUUUACUUGAGGAAAAAGUUGACCUAGAGACUCAAUUAGCUGACAAGGAACAGCAGAUAACACAUAUCGCUGACAUGAUCAAAGAACAGGAGGCCAUUGAAGAAGAGAAAAAAGCCAAUAAACGUGUACAAAAGUUGUCUGAGGCUAGUGCAGAGGAGGAUCAUGAUCAGGAAAACAAUUUACCUCAGGAUUUGAAUGAUGAAGUUUUGAAUGUCGAUGUUGCUUUGGGUAAUGUUGACGGUACAACACCCCUGGAACAGUUAGAGGGAGAAAAUAUGGCCGUCCUUCAACAUAAACUCAGCACUAUUGGUAAAAUGGUGAUAGAUAUGAAGGACCCCAACCGUCCACGAUUCACCCUCAAUGAACUGAGGACAGUUUUGAUGGAGAGAAACGAGCUGAAAACUAAAUUAAUAGAAGUGGAAGAGGAACUCACUGCAUUCAAACCAAAACUUGAUGCCGACUCUGCCAAUGCAUGCCUUGAAUCCUCUACUGACUCCAUGACUUUCUAUAGUGGGGAGGAAGACUUACCAGUUCAGGGACCGAUCAACAAAGAACCAGACGAUAAGCUGUACCCCGGCCUCAAACGUGAGACAGGCAUCCGUAAAUUUUUCACUGGACUGGUGGAAAAACUCAAUCUGCCUGAGUUGGACUUCUAACCAUCUUUAAUGUAAUCAUCUGUGACCUUUUAAGUUUAUGUUCGGAGGAUCAGCCAGCGAUACAAGACACAGGACAAGAAGCCACAUUCAUUGACAUCUCCUUGGGCUGGAGGACAACCAUGAACUCUUUUGUGACUUUGAUGUCAAUUUGGCAGCUACCUGGUCACAUUUCCUCGGAGAUGACCCUUCACCUGUCAAUUUAUUGGUCAGUAGCGUCUGGGAUACACCUGAUGCAUCAUGGGACCAAUGCUUGUUAUAAGUUGUGAUCAGUUUUACAUUGUUGCUGUAGAACAGGCUAUUUUUUUAGAUUUUAUAUAUUUUUAUUGUUACUGGAAGAUAUCUAGUUGUUUGGUAUUCUAAAACUGUAUGAAUGAAUCAUGUUAAAAUGUGAUACAUGUCUUAUUAGGUACUAGUAAGUUAGUACAGUAGCUAGUUAUAACUUGUUUGUAUUUAAGGUAUUAUACCCAUUAAGAAUAAUUAUGUUCAUGUCAUUCCAUAGAUUUUAAAUAGGUCACAAUCUAGAUAUUUUCUGCAAUAAAACAGCAACAAAAAAUGGAGGAGGAAACUUUGAUCCCCUCAAAGAAUACCUGUUCUACAGUAACUAUACGAUCUGAGCUGUCGUAACUAUGUUCUGACCUGUGUUGUAUACUUCACAACUAAAUCUGUAGAACCCUGCCAAACAAACUUCUAAGUUUAAGAACUGUUCUUAUAAAGAAGACUAAUUAGAAACAGCUAAAAAAUAUCAAAAAUUGUGCAGAGGGUUAAUGUUGUUCUUUGUUUUAGAGCAGGUAGGUGGUGUUAUGUCAUUUCACAUCUGAUGAAAACUGUUUUUGUAACAUAUUUGGUAACUAGAGGUGGAUAGGAUAACAUUUCACAGCUCUCACAACUCCAAAAGAGGUUGGAUGAAUAAAUGUCACGAUAUCUCAAAACUAUCUAAUGCUGAUAGAAUAUGGCAUCAAUAUACGACAUGAUAUCAGUUAUUUUCAAAUUAUGUGUAAUAUGAUGGAGAGUUACCCUGCUGAAGUAGACUACAGUGAACAACAGAUUAGCAAUGUCAAGAUACCACAGGUUACCAUAGUGAUGAAUUUAAACAGUUACCACUUAACGACCAAACCAUGCUGGAAUAUUCCAGGCUUGUGUGUGUGACACAGUGUAUGUGUGUGCAUGAUGAACAAAUGGCUAACUUUGUGUUUAUGCAUACUGUUACAGUUAUCAUUUCAUUUGUCAAUUUUUUGUUUAAUUUGGUUAUUUCUGAUCUUAUAUUAUGACAUGUUGAUAAGUGUACAUCACUUGAUAAUGUUAGUUAUAAAAUAACGAUAAGUUAAGAACUUUUUUGGAAAGACUUAGGUUAUUUGUUUUUACAGCAAGUAAAUUUAAGUCUUUAGACAGUAGUUUAACAUUGUAAUGGCAAUCAAUGUCAAAUUAUUUAUUUUAAUUGAUUUGAUAGUUUUAAGGAGAAAACGAAAAAUUGAAGAACACCAGAAAAGUACCUACAUGAUGUCUAUUGUUAUCAUAGUUGUUUUGUCAUAAAUGACAUGUAACUAUUAAGGGUAGUUUUAUUUAAUUUUAAUCAUUUCUUUACUUAGUACUUGUAAGAUGUACUGCCGUUUCUUUCACAUGUCCAUAACCUUCACAAAAUUGCAUGAAGAAUUUCUGCAAAAUCAAAACAACAAAUGCUGUCCAAACACAAAGAGUUCCCUCCCCUACAUAAGACUCUAAAAUUGAGGAGGAAAAAGUUUAUAAACAUCAUCUUCCGGCCCAGAGAUGUGAUAUGUUUGUGAUAUGAUUAUAUAUGAUAUUUAAAGGUUGUGGUUUAAAAUACUUUUCAUUUUAGCGUUUAUUUAAACCAUGGUUUCUGUUUCGAUUUUAACCAUGACAUAUGAUAAUAUUUUUUCAAUGAAUUAAGUAAUUUACUCCUAGAAUUAUAAAAUCUGUAAUGUCAGUUAUUGACACAAACUGUUAAGAAGCUGAUUUCUUCAAAAUGGAAGUUUUUUUGGUACAGCUUAUCAAAUGAUAAAUUAACUAUUGGUAACGUACAUGUAAUAGACAAAUACCACAUGCUCCAACAUACAUAGUAUGUAAGGUGAAUUAUUUGGCGAGAAAACAUAUAGUUCAAAAUGAAUAGAUUUAUUACACAACUGAUUCACUGCUCUGCUAUAUGUAAUUUACGUGUCCUAAGCUAGAUGAAUUGUAUGUGAUGAAAUCAUUAUGGCAUUACAAAGUUGUCACAUAUCGCACUAUGUCUUGGCAUUGAGCAGAUAAUUAUCUUGAAUGAAAAUUCCGCCAUCUUAUAGGGAAAUAAAUCCGAUGGUUUCAUUUUCUCAAUUAGUGUGAGUUAUGUGGAAAACAUAAUCUGAUAGUUGUGUCUCAAUUGGAUAUGUAAUAUAUCACAUGAGUUUGAUAAUUAUUAUACCACUGACCUGAAAUAAACAACAGAUCAAAUUAUUGAAUGAACACGUAAUUCCAUAAAUUCCAUACAUGGAUACUUAUGUUAGACCCUCUAUGAUAUAUCUUAAAAGUGUUGCCCAGGUUACGAUGUAUGGUAGUGUUGUAUAACCACAAAAUGGCUACCAUUGGUAUUCAGAUUUUCUAUAAUUGCAGAAAUAUCUACCACUUCCCAUGAAUUCAUCAAGAUUUUAUGACAUCUGUUUUAAAAUCAGAACAAACCUUUUUAGAAUAAAUUAUAUAACAAGUAUUACUUUAUCAAUAUGUAUCAUGAUAGAGACUACAUAUACCUAGUAAGAAAAACAAAAUCAUACAUGAAAAACAUUUCCAAUUGGCAUAUGUGAUAUAUAUCAUGUUGAAUAUGAAAGUGUUAACUGAAGUACCUAGAUUGUAUACUGUCAGACUGACACCUGUAGACUGUACAUAACAUUCAGAGAGGUGUAGCGGAAGAAAUAUGUGUGUUUUAUAGUAUGAACUGUGUUUACGUAUAAGUGCAAUCCUGAUUUAAUGAUAAUUAAUUUGUGUGCUGUGAUAUAUUUGUUGUUGUUAUGUACAGGCUGAACAUUUUUACCCAAUUUCUAUCUGUUAUUAUGUUAAAACACAAUUUCAUUUAUUAAGUGCAACCUUGUUAGUGAUGAGAUUUAGUUUUUGUAUAUAGUGAAACGUUUGUUUUCUGGAUACUGGUUUGUGUAUACAGUGGAACCUUUGUUGUCUGGAUACUGGUUUGUGUAUACAGUGAAACGUUUGUUGUCUGGAUACUGGUUUGUGUAUACAGUGAAACCUUUGUAGAAUGGACACUGGCUUGUGUGUACAGUGAAACCUUUGUAGAAUGGACACUAGUUUUUGAAUACAGUGGAACCUUUGUUGUCUAGAUACUGGUUUGUGUAUACAGUGAAACCUUUGUAGAAUGGACACUGGCUUGUGUGUACAGUGAAACCUUUGUAGAAUGGACACUAGUUUUUGAAUACAUUGGCACCUUUGUAGAAUGAACACUUUGUGUAUACAAUGGAACCUUUGUACAAUAGACACAGAAAUCUUUGGAGAUUGGACACUGGUUUGUGUAUACAGUGAAACCUUUGUAGAAUGGACACUAGUUUGUGUAUAAAGUGGAACCUUUGUAGAAUGGACACUAGUUUUUGUAUACAGUGGAACCUUUGUAGAAUGGACAUUAGUUUGUGUAUACAGUGGAACCUUUGUAGAAUGGACAAAGGAAUGUGUGUAUAGUGAAUCCUGUAUACAUUUUUAUGUUCGAACAUGUUAACGUGUACAUUAUUUCUUCCUUGUGUUGUUUUGCUAUUUCUAUUAAUUAUUGUUGUUUUGUUGCGCCUGUAACCCAGCAUUACUUCAUAAACUUUUAUUUUACCUGUUAGAGCUAAUUAUACAUUCAGAAUGAUUUUGAUUGAAAUAUUCUUUUUUAGUCUUGUUUCAAUAUACCUGAAAUAUGAUAUUUUGGAGUUAAAGAAAAUAGCCUGGACUUCGUUCUCAAGAUGGACUUGUUGAUUAAGACAUAUUCAGUUAGAAGUAUUUCAUUAUAACGCAUAUACUACGCCAUUUUCAAGAAACUUUUGUGAAACGUUAAAUCAAACUAGGCAUUUGCCAGAUUACAAGUCAGAAAAAUAAAGAUCACUGGAUAUAUAUAACAGGAGUCAUACACGGAUAAACGAGGGGAAAUAAAUAUGUAUUCAUAAAUUAUAUUGUAGCCAUGCACUAUUUACUAUGACCUAUAUUUACUGCUAUUAUAGUGAGUUUUUAUUUACAAAGUAAGAUAUUAUAUAUCCUGUAUACGAUGCAAAUGUUUUCAUUGAAGUUUACAUUACACUAUCAUUGAUAUAAUAUCUGCUAACUAUUUCAGUCAUAACCAAUAUAACCUGUAACUAUAGGUGUGUACAUUAUCCAUCGGGAAACAUUCCAUGUUCUUAGCGGCAGAUAUGUUAUAUAUGACCACCAUUGUUACAUAUUUUGUAUAAUAUUAAUGAUUCAUAGUUGCAGAAUUUUUCAUGCAUGGACGCAAAAAUUUUCAUGCAUGGACGCUGUAUAAUUAUACUCAUGAUAAUCUCCUCAUAGCAAAGGUAUAUAAGAUACAUAUAAUGCAUAUAUAAUUUAUAUGGACUGGAUUGGGAAUUGGUGCCAUUUAUCCCGCAGUACAGUAUAUAGUCUUUAUAAUCUCAUCCAGCAUAUCAGAUAAGGGUACACGGAUAUAUAUUUUGUGAUCAGAAUGUUAAAAUGUUCUGAUCAGUGUUUUAGCAGAUGAGAGUAACAUGAUCCCUAGUUAUGUUACAAAUUAUAUAAGGAUUGAGGAUGCUUAUAGAUAUCUUUAACAUUCAGGUAUAUACAUGUAUGUAAGAAUAAUUGAGAUGCCUAGGCCUACUCAAGUGGAUAUCGGUCCUUCACACAAAAUGGACCUUCACAUAAAUAAUACAACAAGGCUUACAGAGGUAUGAUAACAAAAGUAUCUCUUUAAAGCCAAUGAAUAUGACUGGGCUUAUUAUUAGUGACAGAUCCAUUGUUUGAAAAAAAAUGACAGAACUUCCAGCAAGUAACAAGUAACAGGGUACACUAUCCCGUAGACACUACAAGGUAAUAAACAACUUACGAUUGUGUGGGAUGGGAAUAAAGGAUGCAACUAUGACAACAAGUAGUGCCAAUAUAUGUUGUAGAGAGUACAUUAUAGUAGGUAUAUAUAUUGUAUAUUUAUUUAUAUACCGUAUUCGACCUAUUAAGCACACCUGCCCCUAGCAGCAUACCCCAAUAUUUUCAAGUAAAUAGAAAUUGUGCACUAAUUUGAUACAUAAAAUGUCCCUUACCUCAUUGAUUUAUAAUAUAAUAUCAAGCUUUCUAACCAAAGAUUCUAAACUGUUUUCACUACAUCAGGAUUUGUAAAUGAAUUCUUUUUAAGUGCACUCCUCAGUGUUUUUCUAUGUACACUGCGCUUUUUAGGUCGAAUACUGUUAGUAGUUCAAAUUGAUGUUACUUUAAGUUUGCCUGUUGCAUUGUAUACAUUAUAUGUACGUUAUAGUGUAUACAUUGUAAAUUACAUUAUUCAGUGCAUAAUUAUAAGUUAAUAUUUAUACAACAUGUACCAGGCAUUUUACAUAACACAUAUAUCGGUAAGAUAAUAUAAUUAUAUAUUAUCCAGUACCAGGUAUUGAUUAAUUGUUGUGUACAAGAGGUAACAUAUUUUAUAUCAAAUUUGGUCUCUUUUAAUUAGUGAUAUCGAAAAAUAUGUCGCACUUUUGUCUUGCAAGUGAAAAAGAGCCAUUUCAUUGACAGUUUAGGGAGGAAAACCUGCUUCUCAAAUUGUAUUGCAUGGUGAAGUACCUUAACAAAUAAUAUUGCAACUUGAUAACAAUUCUCUUCAUAUCAAAUCAAUAAAACUUCUUGAAUAAAUUCAAUAUGAAUGAG
Molecule: messenger RNA, 7322 nt
Organism: Pecten maximus
Lineage: Eukaryota; Metazoa; Mollusca; Bivalvia; Pectinida; Pectinidae
Product: RILP-like protein 1
Exons: 9
Coding region: 165-1475 (436 amino acids)
Biological process (GO): cilium assembly
Cellular component (GO): ciliary basal body; cytoplasm
Molecular function (GO): protein dimerization activity
Source: RefSeq, a predicted model, not a curated record